ACAGACUUGUACUCCCCAAUUACUUGAAAAGUGGUAGUAAUAAUGGUCCACUACAAGCUAUCAUAUUUCCCCAUCCGUGGAGCUGGAGAGGUUAUUCGACAGAUAUUUGUAUAUGCUGGACAAAGCUUUGAGGAUCAUAGAAUUUCAAUAGAGGAAUGGGCAGCUGUCAAACCAACCACCCCAUUCGGGCAACUUCCACUUCUAGAGGUCGAUGGAAAGGUUCUUCCACAAUCUCAUUCUAUCGCUCGCUUUUUGGCUCGUCAAUUCGGAAUCAAUGGAAAGUGUGCAUGGGAGGAGGCUCAAGUCAACUCGAUCGCUGAUCAGUUCAAAGAUUAUCGCAACGAAGUUCGUCCAUAUGUGAUGGUGAAGAUGGGAUUUGCUGAAGGAGAUCUUGAUGCUCUUUCCAAGGAUGUCUUUCUUCCAGGAUUCAAGAAGCACUACGGAUUCAUUUAUAAUUUCCUUAAAACUGCAGGAUCCGGUUACUUGGUUGGAGACUCGCUGACGUUUGUGGAUUUGCUCAUUGCUCAGCACACUGCGGAUAUAUUGAGUACUGAUCCAGCUCUUCUCGAAGAAUUCCCACAAUUUAAGGCGCAUCAGGAGAAGGUUCAUUCAAAUGCCAAUAUCAAGAAGUGGUUGGAAACUCGUCCAGAGACUCAAUUCUAAAUAAUCGUUCAAUUCUAGUUUUGAAAUUGAAUAAACUACAAUGAAAAUA
Caenorhabditis elegans is the source of this 712-nucleotide messenger RNA. It is a transcript of the gene gst-8, whose product is annotated as putative glutathione S-transferase 8. The transcript has 2 exons. Gene Ontology annotation, molecular function: glutathione transferase activity. Bases 43 to 663 code for a protein of 206 amino acids. The record is from RefSeq and is marked reviewed. NCBI's taxonomy places the organism in Eukaryota, Metazoa, Nematoda, Chromadorea, Rhabditida, Rhabditidae. Gene Ontology annotation, cellular component: cytoplasm.